AUGCUGCGGCUGACCUGCCUGCUGCUGCUGCUCGGCCGCGCCGCCCCGGCGGCAGAUGAAUAUGGUCUGGAAAUAACCAACAAUGGUCCCAUCACAACAGGAGCUCAAGCUACUGUUUACGCCAGCCUAAGUAUGAAGAAUGGCAAUGUCUCAUCAAACUGGUAUCACUUUAACUGGAUCUAUGCUCCUCUGAUUCUGAUAGAGAAAUCUGAGCAGCCGUUCAACUCCAUAAUUAAUGUGACCGGUGAAUUUCCUGGGACUUUCCCUGUGUCUGUGUGGGUGACUCACAGAAACUGUUGGUUAUGUCGUCCAAUUGCUAGAAAUGUCACCAUGCUUCAGGUUACAGAAUUUAUCACAGGAAAUCUUACCAUAGCCCAGAUAGAAGACAGUAGAGUUAUCACAAGAGGUUCUAGUUCUUCCACGAGUGCUGUGACCCGGAUCUCUUUCUGUCUUCAUGACCCAAGUCAUUAUUUCAAGUCAGCGUCAUUUGUCUACAACUGGGAUUUUGGAGAUGGAGUUUAUCAGAUUACCAAGGAACCCUUUAUCUACUAUAACUGCUCUACCAUGGGGAAUCGCACGGUGCAUCUGAAAGUUAUAGCUGAAUGGGAACAUAUUGGAAACAUCAUACAUGAAAGAGAAAUGGUGCAGAAAACUGGUGAUUUUAGCACUGCUCUGGAGCUGUCAGAUGCUGUCAAAAGCAUUAAUGUAGUGGGCUCCAGAGAGACUCACGUAAUGGAAAACUUGAGUUUAUCACUUCAUAUCAAUGGCACCCCACCAUUAGCAUUGUGCUGGCUUAUAAAGGCCGAGUGCAUCCCACUUGAAGGUGAGAAGUGCCACCUAGAAGUACUCAACGGCUCCUGCUACACCCUCAGCCACACCUUCAGUGAUGCUGGGCAGUAUUGCCUCAGUGUCAGAGUGGAGAACAGCAUGACGAUGCUGCAGACCUACCAUGAGAUAAAAGUGUGGCCAACAGGGAUCCACCCAGCUUUCUUUGUCCUGCUCUGCGUCGCCCUGGUUUCAGUGAUGCUGGGACUGGUGCUGUACACGACCUUUCGAAGUAACACUCAACAAAAAGAUCUCGUGGAGGUAGCUGACUUUGACUUUUCUCCACUGUCUGAUACAAACCUGUCUUCUCAUUCGGAGUCAGGCUAUGGCCAAGUAUGUUGCAGAUCAUGUUUUCCUCAAUCAUCCCAAGAAGCUGCCAGGGAAAGUCAUGAACUUCUACAAUCUUUUUACAAGCCAGUUAAAAUGUACACGGUGUAA
Messenger RNA from Colius striatus (speckled mousebird), 1263 nucleotides. It is a transcript of the gene TMEM130, whose product is annotated as transmembrane protein 130. Bases 1 to 1263 code for a protein of 420 amino acids. Lineage: Eukaryota; Metazoa; Chordata; Aves; Coliiformes; Coliidae. The record is from RefSeq and is a predicted model, not a curated record. The transcript has 8 exons.